Messenger RNA from Eleginops maclovinus (Patagonian blennie), 6820 nucleotides. RefSeq names its product retinitis pigmentosa GTPase regulator a (gene rpgra). The record is from RefSeq and is a predicted model, not a curated record. Lineage: Eukaryota; Metazoa; Chordata; Actinopteri; Perciformes; Eleginopidae. The transcript has 13 exons. Bases 829 to 6564 code for a protein of 1911 amino acids.
GCUUGGAGCGUCCACAACGUUAAGCAAAAACUUCCACAAACAAUCGUGAUUUCAAAAGGCAAAUUACUGUUUUAAACGAUAUGCGUAGCGAUUUUAGAAAUAUAUCAUACCAAGAGAACCCCCAAACGGAUUGAGAAGUAUCUACAUGUGUAGGGCUGUUGAAGCGCACCGGAAAGACGCUCUGCUACCACGUUUUCUGAGGAAAAUGUGCAGUUCAUAAAAAGAAACGCAAACAUGCGGUCCAGCUUUUGAGUGUGCGAUCAAAAGCGCUACGGCUGCGUCCUUAUCUUGAAAGUAUUUGAACUUUUAGGAAGAAGCAGCGAUCACCGCUUGUCAUGUGACGAGGAACAACCAAUGACAGCCGGCACAUAUCCUUGCUUCCGUAAACAUCAAUCUUUGGCAAUACGUUACCCAUAGCUUCCACUUUAUACAAGAUGUGGGCGCCACAAUUCAGAUGUUUUUUCUGGAAAAGAGAAGCAAAUCGUUGUCCUGGCAGGCAGGCAGACACACACACACACACACACACACACACACACACACACACACACACACACACACACACACACACACACACAAAUCACCACAAAGACAGACGGGUGGUGGGUAACAAUCAAGGAAUUUGCUUUUAUAUCGAUAGUGUUAAAAAAAAAAAAGAAGUUUUAAUCAUUGUAUUAAAUUAUGUAUCGGUGUCCUGUGAACUAGCUUCACCAUUUUAGCCAUUGGGCAGGCUGCUCCUGAUCCCCGCCCCUCUCUGACGUAUCCUGAUCCACCUGUCAGUCGGCACAGAGCCGCACGGUGCAGGUGGGGAAGUGAGAGGGAUGCUCUGAGAUGACCGGACAGGACGAUGUUGACAUACCCGAAAAAGGAGCCAUCUUUACAUUUGGAAAGAGCAGUUUUGCUGACAACGUGCCUAGUACAUUCUGGUUGAAGAAGGACCUGCCUGUGCACAUAUCCUGUGGCUGGGAGCACACUGCUGUAACCACAGAAAAUGGCAGGCUGCUCAUGUUUGGUGGUAAUACUUGGGGCCAACUGGGGAUUGGAUUUAAGCCUGCUACAGGCAAACCUGCCACUGUGAAAGCCUUAAAGUCUGAGAAGGUGAAGCUUGUUGCUUGUGGGAGGGAUCACACAAUCGUCUCCACAUGGCAGGGAAGUGUGUACAGUGCUGGCAGAAACCAAGAGGGGCAGCUCGGUUUGGGCCACUGCGACAACACUUCAUCCUUUCUCCUACUGCAGCCCUUCUGUUGCUACGCACCAAUCACACAGCUUUCUGCAGGAUGCAAUACCUCAGCUGCCUUAACAGAGGACGGGAGGCUGUUCAUGUGGGGAGACAAUUCGCAGGGUCAGAUUGGUCUGGGGGACGAGGGUUUUUCGGCAGAACCAAGAGAGGUGGGUGUCGGUGAGGCGGUGAUCUGGGUCUCCUGUGGGUACCACCACUCAGCAUUUGUCACAGCGGAAGGAGAUCUCUUCACAUUUGGUGAGAGCGCAAAUGGAAGGCUUGGUCUCCAGGGGGAGCAGCUGGCCAAUCACAGAGUCCCUCAGAGGGUGCAAGGGAUUCUGGGUAAUGUCACUCAGGUUUCUUGUGGAGGCGAGCACACCGUGGCACUCACAGAGGAAAACGUAUACACGUUUGGCCGAGGUCAGUAUGGUCAGCUGGGCCACGGGACAUUUCUGUUUGAAGUUGAUUUGCCAAAACCACUGGAGCAAUUUUCUAACAGCAGCAUCAAAAAUGUCGCCUGUGGAGAAAGCCACACUGCUGUGAUCACAAACAGCGGGCUUCUCUACACGUUUGGUAAUUGUCGGCAUGGGAAACUGGGAUUAGGGGAGGAGAACUUAAUCAACCACUUCAGCCCGGCCCUCUGCACACGUUUCCUAAAGAACAAAGUUCUAUUAGUGUCCUGCGGUGGAAACCACAUGCUGGUAAUUGCUGCACCCAGACCACCAGAGAGUCAAGUGUUGCCAGAGGAGAAUGUGAAAAUCACAGAUACCUUUUUGGAGCUAAAUUACCGAGAAACCCUGCUGCUCGACACUUUGAUCGAUCCUAAUUUAAUCGUCCCACUCUCAGCAAUCUCUGCUCGAGCCCGCCACAGACAAAAAGGAAUCUCUGAGGAGAUGUUUCACAACCUCCCACGUCUAAAUUCUGGUUUCCUCAACACCUCCUGGCAAACAUCCAGAAAUAUUCCAACUCCCAAAACGCUCUCAAAGGACUUUACUACCCCUACAUCAUCCCCUAAACCACAAUCAGAAGUGACAAUAAGCCCCCCACUCUCCCCUAGAUCUCCAGUGAUCUCAUCUAAACCAUCCAGCCCACAUUCUCAGUCAUCAAACACCUCUCAGAAUAAAUCCUCUGCUUCCUCGAGUUCUACAUCCAAAGAGUUGCCUUCUCCUAUACUAUCACCAGAGUAUUUAAAUAAACAUAACACAUCAAUAUCUCCUAACAGUACACCAGAAAAAGGUCUUUAUAAAGAGGCAACCACUAAAAAAGCCUUAAUUGAAGAAUCUCCUUUAGCACCUAAUGAGCCCUGCAGCCCCACCAGACCGUCCAGUGAUGUUUCCAAUCAACCUCUCAGUGAGGAAGAAGAGCAUCCUGCCUCGCAAUCAACAGAGGGAGAAACUAUGCAGAGGCAAAUGACCAUAGAAGAUGUGGAGGAGAAUCUGUCCGAGAAAAGAUCUCACUCUGACUUUUUGCCAAAAAGGGACUUGAAGAUCGGCAGGCCUCUUAUAGGAACUAUGGAAGAGGCAGAGUUGUUUGCCAAACAGUUCAAUGUGGAGGAAGAACACCAUUUUCCUGAGGCUUCAGCCACAGAGCUCCUGAAGGGCUCUUUAAACAAAGAAGUGACUCCGACGAAGAGUUUAAAAAACACUCCCAAAAAAGUUGUAUCUAAAGGCAAAGAGAACAUCACCAAGCAGUCCAUUAAAAUUAAAAGUCAUGAAGCUCAAAAUCAAUCUUCCCAUUUUAAAUCAAAAUUAGCAGCACCCAGGAGUCCAAAAAUUCCACUAUCUGCCCAAAAGACAUUGACUGAAGCACCCCAGAGACUGACUAAAAGGAAGGCAAAUGACGGAAAAAAUAGGAAUGGGAAAGAAAGUAUAACAAACAAAGAGGAUAUAAAAGAAGAUGUGGUUAAUUUAACAGAGGGAAAGGACAUCACUAGCAUUUCUAUCCAAAGUGAAAGUUUGUUGUCCCUAAAAAAACAUGAAGAAAUCCAGAGAGAAACAACUGAAGUGAAACCUUUUGAAGAAGAGAUGCAACAGGAAACAAGGCGAGUCAAAACGACUCCAUCAAAAGAUUUGGUCAAGGUUAAAUCUGUCCUUGGAAAAGGUCAAAACAAAGGACUUGGUUUAAAAUCACUUCCAGGGAAAAUUCAAAGUAAAAGUGCAAGAAGUAGUCCCGUUAAAAGCAAAGGAAAGGUAGUGAAAGAUGAGUUGAACACAGGUAAAAAAAUGAAUAGUACAUCUGCAGGUAGGCAGAAGAUACCUGAAGGUGACAGCGCUAAGGUAAAAGACAAAAAGAUAGCAAAAGAAUCUCAAAUAAAGACAAAACCAGGAGGAGAUGACAUCAGAGUGAGAGGUGCUGACUCUGAAGGUAAUAAGAAGGCAAAGCCCAGUAGUAAGCAGAUUGAAUCAUCCAGCCCGCUGUUAUCACAGCAGGACUCAGCUACUGAAGUGCUAUGUAACCCUAUUUCCCCACAAAGCACUCAGAGAACAGAGGUGGUUUCCGUAUCUGGAGCCAAAUCCCGGCAUGGCCCUGAACCUGCUGAUGGGGAUCUGCUUGUUUCUGGAACACACAGAGAGGUCACUCAGAGCCCCACUGAAGAAAAGCCAAAGUGGGGGGAGAUCAUUAGUACCGCAGCUUCUCUUCUUCCUGCUGUUGGAAUAGCAGGUGCAGCUAUGGGGGUCCUUAGUGAGGCAGGGACAAGAGUACAGGGUUUCCAGUCUAACUCUACACCACCCAAAUCACCCAGCCGAGCCAAGCAAUUCACAAAGCAGAGUGCCGUUAUGCAACCUUCCUUUUCCACGACAAUGUCACGUUCUUCUUCAAAUCCACAAGAAGAAAGCCCACAGAAAGAUGUUCAGGUCAGGAAGAAUGAAGCUCAAAAAGAAGAAAGUACACUACAGGGGGUGGUGAAAAGUGACGGAGAAGACGUUUCACAAACUGAGGGCAAUAACAGUGGUGCAGAAGUGGAAACUUUCCAGCAAGUACAUGAAGAAGAUGAGGAAACCUACAAGGAUCAUGCAAACGAAGACGGUGUACAUGAGGAAAAAAAUGAAGAUGAAGAUAGUGGAAGUGAUGUGGAAAACAAAAAAGUAGAGGAGGAGGAGGGUAAACAAAGCGAGAGUGUUUCUAUAGAGAAUGAGGAAGAACAAGAUAAUAAAACUGCAGAGGAAGAUGGGGAGGAUACAGGCUGCAGCAUCGAGGAAGAGGAUGAAGGAAGUGAGAAAAGUCAGGUCCAAGAGGAGGAGGAGGAGGAGGAAGAAAGCAGUGAGGAUGCAGAUGGAGAAGGUAGUGACUUUGAGGAAAGUGUGGCAUCAGAGGAGGUGGAGGGAAGUGAAAGUGAAGAGUCCAGGAGCAGCGAGAGCAAGGAGGAAGAGCCCAGAGGUGACACUUCCGAGUCUGCCUCGGAAGAAGAAGACAAUGAGGUUGACGAAGACGAAGAGGAAGAGGAAGAAAGUGAGGAACAAAAAGAUUCCAACGAAAGUGAGGAUGAUGAGAAAGACUCUGAAGAAGGUCAGGAAACAGGUAAGAGUGAAGAAGAGGAGAGUGAAAAGCAGGAUGAUGCCAGUGGUGAGGAGGAAGAGGAAAAUGAGGAAGAGCAAGAUGAAAAGAGUGAUGGAAAGGAUGAGGUUACAGAGGAGAAGGAAGAUGACGACAGCGAGGAAGAGGAGGAAAAGGGUAGUGACUCUGAGGGAAGUGAGGAAGUUACAGAACAGGAGGAUGAGGGUAAAGAGGAGGAAGAAGAGAGUAAGGAUGAGGUCACAGAGGAUCAGGAAGAAGAGGGUGAAGAGGAGGAAGAACAAGAGAGUAAAAAUGAGGUCACAGAGGAUCAGGAAGAAGAGGAGGAAAAACAAGAGAGUAAAGAGGAGGUUGCAGAGGAGGAAGAAGAGGGUGAGGAGGCGGAAGAAGAAGAAGAACAGAGUAAGGGGGAGGUUACAGAGGAUCAGGAAGAAGAGGAGGAAGACGAGAGUAAGGAUGAGGUCACAGAUGAUCAGGAAGAAGAGGGUGAGGAGGAGGAAGAAGAAGAGAGUAAGGGGGAGGUUACAGAGGACGAUGAAGAAGAGGAGGAAGAAGAGAGUAAAGAAGAGGGUGAGGAAGAGGAGAAAGAAGAGAGUAAGGAGGAGGUUUCAGGGGAUGAGGAAGAAGAGGGUGAAGAGGAGGAAGAAGACAGUAAAGAGGAGGAAGAAGAGGAGGAAGAAGACAGUAAAGAGGAGGAAGAAGAGGGGGAAGAGGAGGGGGAAGAGGGUGAGGAGGAGGAAGAAAACAGUAAAGAGGAGGAAGAAGAGGGUGAAGAGGAGGGUGAAAAGGAGGAAGAAGACAGCAAAGAGGAGGAAGAAGAUGGUGAAGGGGAGGAAGAAGAGCGCAAAGAGGAGGUUACAGAGGAAGAAGAGGGUGAGGAGGAGGAAGAAGAAAGUAAAGAGGAGGAGGAGGAGGAAGGAGAGAGUAAAGAGGAGGUUACAGAGGAUGAAGAAGAGGGGGAAGAGGAGGAAGAAAACAGUAAAGAGGAGGAAGAAGAGGGUGAAGAGGAGGGUGAAAAGGAGGAAGAAGACAGUAAAGAGGAGGAAGAAGAGAGUGAAGAGGAAGGAGAAGAGAGUAAAGAGGAGGGGGAAGAGGAGGAAGAAGACAGCAAAGAGGAGGAAGAAGAUGGUGAAGGGGAGGAAGAAGAGAGCAAAGAGGAGGUUACAGAGGAAGAAGAGGGUGAGGAGGAGGAAGAAGAAAGUAAGGAGGAUGAGGAAGAGGAUGAGGAAGAGGAGGGUGAAGAGGAGGAAGAAGAGAGUAAAGAGGAGGAGGAGGAGGAAGAAGAGAGUAAAGAGGAGGUUACAGAGGAUGAAGAAGAGGUGGAGGAGGAGGAAGAGGAGGAGGAGGAGGAGGAAGAAGAAAGUAAGGAGGAGGUUUCAGAGGAAAAGGAAGAAGAGAGUGAUGAGGAAGAAGAAGAGAGUAAGGAGGAGGAUACAGAGGAGAAGGAAGAUGACGACAGCGAGGAAGAGGAGGAAGGGGGUGAGGAAGAGGAUGAGAGAGAUAGUGAGGGAAAUGAGGAUGAGGAGAGUGAGGAAGAAGCUAACGAAGAAAGUGAGGAAGAUGAGGAGAGUAUGGAAAAAGGAAAGGGUUCUAAUGUCAAACAUAGUGAAAAUCCCACUAGCAAGGAGGACGAGGAAGAAAUAGAUGAGGAGGAGGAAGAAGAAGAAGAAGAAGAGGAAGAAGAAGAGGAAGAAGAGGAGGAGAAACAAGUCAAAGCAUCAACAACAAAGAGCAAACAGAAGCUGCCUCCUGACAGGAAAGACAAACAACAGAUAGAAACUCCCAAACCAGCUCCGAGGAGGAGGAAGAUGAGCGCUGCAGGGGAGAAGAAGUGAGAUGACUCAGCAGGUACAGACUGAUGUUCAGCCUCAGCCCUCGACCUGCAGGGAAGUCAUCUCACCGUGUUUAACGAAGAGGACACAGACAUCUUUGUCGUAUUACUGGUAUUGUCAACACAUCCCAUUAAAAGACAAAAACCAGCAAUGCAUCACUUUAUCAUUUACCGACUGUCUGCGAUCAUUUUUCCUUUUUGACAACGAAGAAUAAGUUGAAAUUGUUGCUGGUUCAUAAACGUGUGUGUGUGUGUGUGUG